CAACUUGAUGAUAGUUUGAAUAUAAAGAGAAUGUGAUAAAUUUCAACUUGUCAGGUGACAUUGCUUUCAAAAUAUAGUUUAACCUGUAGUUUGACAAGCUGCUAUUCUCUUGGCGUUAGCCUAUAGGUUAAAACAGUAGUAAAUUACAUAAUCAAUAACUACGGAAUUGACCUAUGAAGACUAGGCUACGACUACAGUUAAAUAAUCAAUCAAUUUUUGGUUUACAACAUAGCAUCAGUGCUGGAAAAUACUUAUUUUGAAAUAGGUAUGAAGGAUAGUAGUGUAAAGUAGAAGCCAUGGGAAAUUCAAAUCAUAAGAAAAGUAGGCCUGAGUCUAAAACUAAAGAAGAGAACCAACCAUCUAUUAACUGGCCCCCUAUUCCGCCACUAAAAUAUACCAAGGUAUGGGAUCUGCUUUAUUCUGGAGAUGCCAGACAUUGGGAUACAGUUGCAGGUGUGUAUGGGCUAGAUAAGUAUAUCUAUAAGUGCGAUGGUCGACACUGUGAACGAGAGAUGGUUUGUACCAAUUCGAUUUGUCCAAUUUUAAGAAUGAACAACAGAAUCAUAGAUAUUGAAAGUUACAGAAAGGGGAGAGUAUCCAUACCAAUGCCAAAAGAGUUAAAGGAAUAUUUAUGUAAGGAUUUCUGCUUGUAUGCUCGUGUGUUGGCCAACAGGGCAAACCUAGUUCUUCUUGCCUUCUUCUGGUUUACAGAGCACAAACAAGUUGUCUUUCCUUUGUUGGAUAUGGACAAGAAAUGUGGAGUGAACGUGAUCCGUUUUGUAACCGAGGCUGUAACCAUGGUUCAUUGUGAGAUCUCGCCUGAUUUGGCAUAUACCAUUAUCCUUUCGCUUGCGAAUUAUGAGAAUAAAUUCUGCUAUAAGUUAGAUUUGUACGAAAACAAAACUAUGCAAGUUAUUAAAACAUUCGUAUUAAAUCAUGAAGUUCAGCCGUACGUUGCCAUGGAUCCUCGUCAUGGCUGGUCACAAGUUGCCGUAGCCAAUUAUAAAUCAGUCGAGGAAGGAAUUCGACACGAGCUUGUGAUAUUUUCAUUGGAUACGGGUAAAGCUGUAAAGAGGAGUAAUCUGUCCUUGCCUUCGUUACUUGGAGGGACGCAUUUUAAUUUGUUGUACAAUUUAGAUGGGUCGCUGCUCAUUCUGCAAAAAAUAGCAGAAGAUCGUUUUGGAGUCACAACUAAUUCUGGCAUUUAUCUCUUCAACUCCGACCAUUUACAAUUAUUGAAAUACUUUUUUGUGACCCUACCAGGAUUAUUUCGCAUCUGCCGUGCUAUUUACGAACCAAAGUUUUCAAAAUGUGGAAGCUUGAUGCGUAUAUUGGAUUUCAAACCUGUCCGUGAGGAUCGCGAAGUUACAGUGAAUAUUUAUCAGUUACCACGGCAACUUGAUUUAUCUAGUCAUUGUCGUGUGGUUAUUUUACAAAAUCUGAGAUCUGAAGAUUUUGUGGAAGAUUUGCCGUUACCCAAUCAACUGAAAUAUUAUUUAAAAUUUAAACCAAUUUGGCAAUAA
Messenger RNA from Lottia gigantea (owl limpet), 1523 nucleotides. RefSeq lists its product as hypothetical. Lineage: Eukaryota; Metazoa; Mollusca; Gastropoda; Lottiidae. The transcript has 4 exons. The coding region runs from base 297 to 1523 and encodes 408 amino acids. The record is from RefSeq and is a predicted model, not a curated record. Gene Ontology annotation, biological process: intracellular signal transduction.